UUCUUUUGGUACACCAAGCUGGUGUAAGAACUACAAACAUACAUACUAUUAAUACAUUUUGUAAAAAUACAAUUAAUAAUAAAUUUUAUGUUAAAAGAAACAUAUUUUGCUAAUUAUAUGAUGUCAUGUGAAAAAUAGUGAUUUGUUAAUGGAUAAAUAUUUUAAUAUUUACGGCACAUAACGAUUAAUGUCGGAAGUUCUUAUUAACAAUUGAAAAUCACGAUGAUUUACCUUCGUCAUAACCUAAAACAGAGUAUAGAAAUAUUUAAAUCAUGUUAUAAAAGCAAUAUACGUGUAAUUUAAGAAUAUAAAAAUUUACCUCGGGAUUUGAUUCCAACGGUAUCCAAAAAGUCAUGAUAAUUUUUUUAUAUUUAUUAAAAAAAUUAGAAUAACCCGACAGAUAGUGGCGUUAUAGAAUCUACAAUCGAUUUACUACAUGCGCACAUGCAACACUGCACCGGAGUUGUGUAUUUUAAUUUAAAAUUAUUAUUUAAAUGUUCUUCAACAGAAGAUUUCAAAAGAAAAAUUAAUUGAAAUAGAUUCUAUUAAUUUACAAAAAUAUACUUGUUAUAUUCAAAAAUAUUUAUAUACAGAAUAUGAAGGAUUGUUGUAGAUCAUAUGACAACUCGACGAAUUUACCGCAAGCUCAUUCUUUAACACAUCAGAAACAUACAUACUCGUUAAAAUAUUUUUGUUGUUAUGUUCGAAAUAGUUACUGACAAAAUAAUUUAAAACUUAUUUUUACAAUAUUUCAUAUUCAUGUUUCAUUAAAACUUGCUUUUAGUAAGAUAUUCAAUAAACAUUAUUUUUUUUUGUUCCUUCACUUAUAACUGCCGCUUGUCACAAUUUUGUUAGCAUAAAAGGUGAAAAGAAAUCUUAUAUAAUUAAUUCUACCGUAUUGAUGCUUAAUUAAUAAUUUAUUAUUAGUAUUUUAUCUAUAUAAUUUAUAAGAAUAUUAUCUAUAGAGUACACAAUAAAGAAAAUGAUUCUAUGGAUUUAUGUAUUAUUGAUCCAUAUUCUGUGUAUAUUGUAUGGAUCAUCAGAAGAUCAAUAUAUUAUAAUAUCGUCAGACAUAAAAAAUGAUGAAGUACCUGAAUAUCAAAAAAUAGAUGCAAAUAAAUAUAUUCCAACAUGGGAAAGCUUAGAUAGUCGACCACUUCCAAAUUGGUAUGAUAAUGCAAAAAUUGGUAUCUUUAUUCAUUGGGGGGUAUUUAGUGUUCCUAGUUUUGGCUCAGAAUGGUUUUGGAACAAUUGGCGAGAAGAGAAAAAUAAUGCUAAAUAUCAUGAUUUUAUGAAAGAAAGAUAUCCUCCGAACUUUACAUAUCAAGACUUCGCUCGUGAUUUUACUGCUGAAUUUUUCAAUGCUACUCAAUGGAGUGAAAUAUUUCAAGCUUCGGGUGCAAAGUAUAUUGUAUUGACAAGUAAACAUCAUGAAGGUUACACCUUGUGGCCUUCAAAAUAUUCUUUUAGUUGGAAUUCUAUGGAUGUAGGACCACAAAAAGAUCUUAUAGGUGAAUUAGCAACAGCGAUACGAAGUUCAACUAAUUUGAAAUUUGGUCUCUAUCAUUCUAUGUAUGAAUGGUAUAAUCCUCUUUAUUUGUUUGACAAAGGAAAUAACUUUACUACAGAAAUUUUUGUUCAGCAAAAGAUAAUACCUGAAUUACAUGAACUAAUUGAAAAAUAUAAACCGGAAAUUGUAUGGUCAGAUGGUGAUUGGGAUGCAUCCGAUUCUUAUUGGAAAUCAAAAGAAUUUUUGUGUUGGUUAUACAAUGAAAGUCCUGUAAAAGAGACAGUUGUUGUUAAUGAUAGAUGGGGUGCUAACAUACCAUGUCAUCAUGGUGAUUUUUAUACAUGUACGGACCGUUAUAAUCCAGGAGUACUUCAACCUCAUAAAUGGGAAAACUGCAUGACUAUUGAUAAAAAGUCUUGGGGUUUUCGUAGAAACGCUCGUUUAUCAGAAUACCUCACAUUACAAGAAUUGGUGAAAGAAUUAGUAGUUACUGUAAGUUGCGGAGGAAAUUUAUUAAUGAAUGUAGGACCGACAAAAGAUGGUAUUAUUUCCCCAAUUUUUGAAGAAAGACUACGUGGAAUGGGUAAUUGGUUAGCAACAAAUGGAGAAGCUAUUUAUAAUACCAAACCAUGGAAUGUGCAAAAUGAUACUUUAACUACUGACAUUUGGUAUACCCAAAGCAAAGAUGAGAAACAAAUAUAUGUAUUAGUACUUCAUUGGCCAGAGAAUAAUAUAUUGUACUUAGGAUCACUUAAAGUAUCUGUAAACACAUCAAUUUUCUUGCUCGGAUCAGAUCAGCCAAUGAAAUGGAAACAAAAUGGAGAAAAAUUAACUAUAUUCAUGUCAUCGGAAUUUCAUAAAGGACAACCAGCUUGGACAUUAAAAAUAAAACAAAAGUAAAUUAUACUACUUAAUAACUAUAAUGAACAUCUUUAGAAAUUCUAUUUUAUUGAGAACAAUGUUUAUAUAUAAAUGCGUAUAUAAACUUCAACAAGGACAUAUCCAUUACCUCUUAUAAAAAUAUACCUUUAUAACUGUGUGUUUUAUAUAAUGCAGAUACUUAUACAUUUUUGUAAUACAUUAAUAUAAAUUUUAACUUUUUUAUAAACAACUUCAAUUACUGAAGUUGAGCUACUUCAUACAGAUAAGCACCAAGUAAUUUCGUCUGAAAUAAAAGUCAAUUAUUAUAGAAUCUGAAUAAAAUAUUUC
Molecule: messenger RNA, 2719 nt
Organism: Nomia melanderi (Alkali bee)
Lineage: Eukaryota; Metazoa; Arthropoda; Insecta; Hymenoptera; Halictidae
Gene: Fuca
Product: alpha-L-fucosidase
Biological process (GO): fucose metabolic process; glycoside catabolic process
Cellular component (GO): lysosome
Molecular function (GO): alpha-L-fucosidase activity
Source: RefSeq, a predicted model, not a curated record